Molecule: messenger RNA, 603 nt
Organism: Prorocentrum cordatum
Lineage: Eukaryota; Dinophyceae; Prorocentrales; Prorocentraceae
Source: the annotation of a GenBank genome assembly
AUGCCACUGCGCUGGCCCGGCGGGAAAUCAGUCGGCAGAACGCCCAUCACGGCCGGCCGUGGUCCACCGCCGGUGCCCAGCGGAGUCGACCAGAGCGCGGGCGCUCGCAGCGGGCGGCUGCUGCGGUGCCGCGCCCGUGGGCCUGGUCUGGGCCUGGCUCUCUUGCUCGCGGCGGCCCGGGGCCCAGACGGCGCCCCCGCGCUUGCUACGCCGAAGCCGCCGAGGGCGGCGAGUGCGGCCCGCGUCCCGGCUCCCGCCGAGCCGCUGGCGCUGCUGCAGUUCGCCGUGCGGUACCGGGACGACGAGAACUCCGAGUACCAUUGGAGAGUGUUGGUUGCCAGGAUUGGGGCGACGCCGGACUUGCGCGCGCAGAUCGUUAAUCUGGCGGAGCUGCACGUCAUCCCGCUGACGCGGGGGGCCUUGACGGACCAGCAGUUGGCCGAGAUCCGGAGGGGGUGCGGGGCGCUCGCCAUGAUGCACGGCGCGGCCGUCGCCCCCGGGGCAGCUGUCGGCUCCGUGGCCGACUGGAGGUUCGCCGAUCCGGCGUUCGCGCUCUUCGGCGACGUCGUGGAGCCCGCGAUCAUCGCGAAUUCCGAUAAGUUC